Molecule: messenger RNA, 3357 nt
Organism: Anolis carolinensis (green anole)
Lineage: Eukaryota; Metazoa; Chordata; Lepidosauria; Squamata; Anolidae
Product: zinc finger protein 501-like
Exons: 7
Coding region: 233-1738 (501 amino acids)
Biological process (GO): regulation of DNA-templated transcription
Molecular function (GO): DNA-binding transcription factor activity, RNA polymerase II-specific; RNA polymerase II cis-regulatory region sequence-specific DNA binding
Source: RefSeq, a predicted model, not a curated record
GACCGGAAGCAGGAGAAAGAAACGCACUUCCGCCAAGGAGAACAGAGCGCAGGAAGACGAGAGGCGGACACCAUUCUGAGGGAUCCUCGCAGAGCGGAUCAUGGGCGGCUCCUGGAAGUGAAGAAAAGGGCCAAAGGAAAGAAAGAAAGCAAGAUUUUCAUUUGUGAAUCUUGAUUUGGUCUUCUGACUUGAGCAGGAUCCUUGUUUCCCAGAUCAGAUCACCUUGGUGAAAAUGGAGCGUUCAUCACAGCGUGGCAAAGGAUUUCUCAACAUUGUUGUGAUAAAACUCGAGGAAGAGGAGGAUCCUGUGGAUGAAAAUGCAGACAGUACUGAUGCCCAUACAGGUUUUCUUGAGGAGCCCACACAGCUAGACGAAGAAGAGGAACCACACAACUCAGAUGAAGAAGAAUCAGAGAGCUUUCCGAAGACUAGUGAAGAAUUUCAAGGUAUUGUAGUUGAAGAAGAUGAAGAUGAGGAGCAUCCCUUGGAAGAUAGUGUAACUGUUACCGGUGGCCGUACAGGAUUUUCUGACAUAAUGGAAGGCAAGGAGUUAUGCAACCGGGAAUCCAAAAAAGGCUCAAGUGUUGCUCGGAACCGGUCAGAUAAAUGGAAGAAUAGCACAUUAUACAAAUACUUGGAGAGUGGAAAAUAUACAGCUGACAGUCCACCUCUUCUGAGGCACCCGAUAGACCUUAUAGAAGAGGAAGAAGACAGCUUCCAGAAGCCUGAUUUCACUCCGAGUUCACACUUUAUGAGACCUCCAGUAAUCCCCACAAGUGAGAGAUUGCAUGGCUUCCAGGAGCGGGAGAAGUAUUUUGCCGAAACGUCAGCUCUUCUGAUGCAAGACGCAGGAGAGAAAACAUAUGAAUGCCAGGAGUGUUCAAAAAGUUUCCCUUGCAUUCCAGACCUUGUCAACCACUGGAAAGUCCACAUAGGGGAGAAUGCAUGCAAGUGCCAGGAGUGGGGAGGGUGUUUUUCUCAAGCUGAACAUCUUGGGAACCACCAAGAAAUGCACCCAGGAGGAGAACCAGGCGAAUGCCUAGAUUGGGGAAAAUGCUUCUCUUACAGUGCAUACCUUGAGAGGCACCAGAAACCCGAAGAUGUGUCGAAACCUUAUAAAUGCCAGGAUUGUGGGAAAGGCUUUGCAUCCACUGCAUAUCUUCGGCGGCACAUGAGGGUCCACUCAGGGGUGAAGCCAUACAAAUGCCAAGAGUGUGGCAAAUCUUUCUCUUUCAGUUCCCACCUGGUGAUCCAUAAGCGAGUCCACACAGGAGAGAAACCGUACAAAUGCAAGGAGUGUGGGAAAUCAUUUGCUUCGAGCCCACAACUUGCCAACCACCAAAGGAUCCACACUGGGGAGAAGCCCUAUAAAUGCCAGGAAUGUGGGAAAUGCUUCACCCAGAGCUCCCAUCUCAUGGGUCACCUGAGCAUUCACACAGGGGAGAAGCCGUACGAGUGCCAGGAAUGCAGGAAAUGCUUCGCUCGCAGCUCAGACCUCGUCUACCACUGGAGAGUCCACACAGGAGAGAAGCCGUUUAAAUGCGAGGUGUGCGGGAAAUACUUCGCUCGGAAUGGACAUCUUAAGAUCCACCUCAGAAUUCAUACGGGAGAGAAGCCGUACGAAUGCCUGGAAUGUGGAAAAGCAUUUGCUCGCAAUUCGGAGCUGGUGAGCCACAAAAAGGUCCACAAUGCUCUGAAUAUGAAUUUUAUUGACCAAUUAUGUUUAACAAACCAAUAACCUAUAUUUGAAAGAAAGCACAGAAUGUGAGGAAUGUAUCUUUACCACAUUAUGUAAUUUCUGAAUCUUCAUCCGCUGUCCUACGGGUGAGUGAAGCCGAGGAGGGCGCCAUAGUACGAAAUUAGAUUUAUCCUCAAAUCUUGCCGGACAGUCUGCAGACAAAACAUUGUGUAGAAAUGACUGUAAAGAAGAAGAAGAGGAAGAAGAAGAAGGAGAAGAAGAAAGACUCUUAAUCCUUUUGUGUCAACCGGUGCACCCAAAUUAGGAACUUUUUUUAUUCCACAGUUUGUAGAGGUUUUGGAAGAAACAACUACGUUUAUUGUAGCAGAAAUUGAAAGGGGGAGCAGAACGAAGAAAGACAUCUAGCAGCAACUUGAUGGCUAAGUGCUUUAAAUUUUAGCAUGGCUGUCAGUCCACGUCCUCACAAAGUGGCAUUGCAUCUGAGGAAGCAGACUGAUAGCCUCACUUCGUUGUUGUUGCACCUGAGGAAGUGCAUAGAUGCCUACCAAUGCUAAUUCUAAAAUAUGAACCAUUUAGUUUUUAAGAUGCUGCUAGAUUGCUUUUAUCUCCUGAAGAAGAUCAUCUUUAAAAAAUCAUGUCAAGAAUCUGUAAAAAUAGACUCCCCAUAACAAAAGAGAUCUGGAUGAUCCUAUAUCCUGUUUCCAGGACGGUCCAGAGUGUGAUACUGACAAGCAGAGUAAGGGGGGGGGAAACCUCCAACUCUUCCCCAUUCUUUUUUAUUCUGCAGUUCUUAUGGUAGCGUUUAGCUGUUCUUAAUUUCUGAAUCUGUUCCUUGUGUCUCCUAUUUUUAAACAGGAAAACAUCAUCUUUGAUGGUUAAAUGGUUAAGGAUCAAUAAUUCAAGCUGAAGCAGCUGUGGAAAAGAACUGCUGGCUUUUGGCGAUCGAUUGUGGUGUUUUGUAAUAGUUUUCAAUGAAGUAGUCUCCUUAUUCUCUUGGAGCAUAGAAAGAAAAGGGGAGGGGUAGGAAGUGGGAGGGAAAGAAAUCUAGUGGUGUUUUUAAGACCAAUUUAUAUUUUAGCAUGAGCUUUCCUGGGUAAUCAAUCAAAUUCUCUUCAGAUACGAUGGUGGAAUGAUUUUUAAAGCCUAGGCAUAUUUAGACCGAAAGAUGCAAAUUGUGACUAUAGCCCUACAUUGUCAAAGGGCUGUGUGAGGUGAUACAAAUUUUUCAAAUUUUUACACUGUUUGUUUCGUGUUUGUAUGUGAAAUCAACAAAUCCGCUUACCCACAGUCAGUUUUCUUUGGGUCAAAAGCUUUUCUGAGAAGAUUCCUUUUGUUGUCUGUGCCGUAGCAAGGACUUGUAUUGAUAUAUAUGUAGUGUGCCAUGAAGCCAUUAUCUUUGUUCAUACUUCUGGUAAUGAGGUUACUGAAUAUAAAUUCAAUUUGGUUGUUUCGCUUUCUAGUUUUACUUUGUAAUUUCUUUGUUUGACAACUUUGUAUGUGCAAAAGGCCUGUUCAGCAAUAAGUGGAAGUAAACUGGGCUUCUUGCAUAACUUUGUUAUAGUCUAAUUUUGAAUCUAUUUCUCCUUCAAAGCUUCAAUGUUUUUAAUGUAUCACACAUUUAUAGGGUCAAUCAAUAAAUCUUUCAGUUAUCUGGAAAA